UGGAGGGUUAAAUUAUCUAGGGUCUGAUGAUCAUGUAGAAUCACUUCCUGCAAACAAAUCACGAGUGUUAGCAUAUUUAUGCUAUCCACAGUAUCAUAUGGCUGUUUCUGAUUAUUUCAUAAAUAUAAGGUUCGUUUCAUAAAACACAAAAUCUUACGGGUAUAAAAUUGAAACCAAAGAAUUCAAUUUCUUAAAAGUGUUUCACUAGGAGCCCUCGUACUUCCUCGAAGUGUACCGGAGAAUCUAAACCCAAUGUCGAAAUCCGGCGAUAAUCAACCAGUUGAUAGAUACCUCCGCCGUCAAAUCCUCGGAGAAGGAACAUACGGUGUCGUUUACAAAGCCACCGACACAAAGACUGGGAAAACUGUAGCAGUGAAGAAGAUAAGAUUAGGAAACCAAAAGGAAGGAGUAAAUUUCACAGCUUUAAGAGAAAUCAAGCUACUAAAAGAGCUGAAUCAUCCACAUAUCGUUGAACUCAUUGAUGCUUUCCCUCACGAUGGAAGUUUGCAUCUAGUUUUUGAGUAUAUGCAAACAGAUUUAGAAGCAGUGAUUCGUGAUCGUAAUAUCUUUUUAUCUCCUGGUGAUAUUAAGUCUUAUAUGUUGAUGACUUUGAAGGGUUUAGCUUAUUGUCAUAAGAAAUGGGUUCUUCACAGGGAUAUGAAGCCGAAUAAUUUGUUGAUUGGAGAGAAUGGUUUGUUGAAGUUGGCUGAUUUUGGUUUGGCGAGGUUGUUUGGGAGUCCGAAUCGGAGGUUUACUCAUCAGGUAUUUGCUACAUGGUACAGAGCGCCUGAGUUACUGUUUGGGAGUCGACAGUAUGGAGCAGGAGUUGAUGUUUGGGCUGCAGGCUGUAUUUUUGCUGAGUUACUACUUCGUAGACCAUUUCUUCCGGGUUCUACUGAGAUUGAUCAACUUGGAAAGAUCUUUCAAGCGUUUGGUACUCCAGUACCUUCCCAAUGGUCUGACAUGAUCUAUCUCCCAGACUACAUGGAAUUCUCCUAUACACCCGCUCCACCAUUACGUACCAUUUUCCCUAUGGCAAGUGAUGACGCUUUGGAUCUUCUAGCAAAAAUGUUCAUCUACGACCCACGUCAAAGGAUCACAAUACAACAAGCUUUAGACCACAGGUAUUUCUCGUCUUCUCCAUCACCAACUGAGCCAGGGAAGCUUCAGAUUCCAGCUUCCAAAGGAGACGCACUCGAACCAAAGGCCUCCGAGCAAAACCAACAUGGAAAUAGCCCAGCGGUACUGUCUCCUCCUGGUAAAAUGAGGAGAGUGAUGGGUCCUGAAGGAUUCACUUGAGAAGAUGAUGUUUCAUUUCUUUUGGAAAAUAUCAAUGGAUAUGCCCAGAAGAUUUCAAAAUUAGAUUUUUACCAUUGAUAAUUCAAUAUUAGUUAACUAUCAAAGAGAAAAAAUUUAAAGCCAUAAAUGUCCUUCUUAGUUCUUACUUUGUUUAAUUUACCAAAUAUGUCAUGUAUCAACUAUUGUUAUAAUUUCACUAUAUAUCAACUAUCUUACCAUAUUAAUAUAAAUAUUAUUCAGAUAU
Molecule: messenger RNA, 1543 nt
Organism: Arabidopsis thaliana (thale cress)
Lineage: Eukaryota; Viridiplantae; Streptophyta; Magnoliopsida; Brassicales; Brassicaceae
Gene: CAK4
Product: CDK-activating kinase 4
Exons: 6
Coding region: 253-1299 (348 amino acids)
Biological process (GO): regulation of transcription by RNA polymerase II
Cellular component (GO): transcription factor TFIIH holo complex; transcription factor TFIIK complex; cytoplasm
Molecular function (GO): ATP binding; cyclin-dependent protein serine/threonine kinase activity; protein kinase activity
Source: RefSeq, marked reviewed